Messenger RNA from Acanthamoeba castellanii str. Neff, 780 nucleotides. RefSeq names its product ribosomal protein S8e, putative. The transcript is spliced from 8 exons. Gene Ontology annotation, biological process: maturation of LSU-rRNA; maturation of 5.8S rRNA. Gene Ontology annotation, cellular component: preribosome, large subunit precursor; nucleolus. Bases 1 to 780 code for a protein of 259 amino acids. Lineage: Eukaryota; Discosea; Longamoebia; Acanthamoebidae. The record is from RefSeq and is a predicted model, not a curated record.
AUGCCUCAGGGAGAUUACAUCAAGCUCCACCGGGCCAGGUAUGGCUACCGGAUGGACUACUUCGAAAAGAUCCGCAAGAAGGAAGCUCGUAUGGUGCACAAGCGCUCCGAGUUCGCACAGAAGGUCCAUGGUUUGAGGGCCAAGCUCUACGCCAAGAAGCGUCAUGCCGAGAAGGUCGAAAUGAAGAAGAAGAUCGCUAUGCAUCAGCAAAAGACCAACAAGCACGUGGAAGAAAAGAUGGAGAAGGGAGCCGUGCCCGCCUAUUUGCUUGACCGCGAGCAGACCCGAAGGGCCAAGGUUUUGAGUAACACAGUGAAGCAAAAGAAGAAGCAGAGGGCCGGCAAGUGGGACGUUCCUCUGCCGAAGGUGAGGCCAAUCAGCGAGUUCGAAAUGUUUGGAGUGGUGGCGUCUGGAAAGCGAGGAAGGAAAUCGUGGAAGCGUAUGGUGCGUAAGGUGACGUUUGUCGGCGACAACUUCACCCGUAAGCCGCCCAAGUACGAGCGUUUCAUCCGACCCGCGGCUCUCCGUUUCAAGAAAGCGCACGUGACUCACCCCGAGCUGAAGGCCACAUUCUACUUGGACAUCCUGGGUGUCAAGAAGAACCCCCAGACGCCUCUCUACACGCAGCUGGGCGUCAUCACCAAGGGAACGAUUCUUGAGGUCAACGUGAGCGACCUUGGCCUUGUCACGCCCGCCGGUAAGGUGAUCUGGGGUAAGUACGCCCAGGUGACAAACAACCCCGAAAACGACGGCUGCAUCAACGCCGUGCUGCUUGUGUAA